AUGGCCAGAGGAAGAGAGGCUGAACAAGUACAAGCGAACUGGGAGUGUAGACGGCGGCCGCAGUUGCUUGAGAUUCAUUUCGGGCAUUACUCAGACAUGAGUUUGGGUGUUUUGGCACUUGGAAACAUCGCGUCUUCUUUUUUCCUCGUUGGCCCCAUCUCCGGCUCAGUCUCUGCGCGAGAAGUCUACGGCUUUGGAUACAACUACGCCUUAAGUGGAGACCAGGCCGUGUUGUCUUUCGACAUAAAAGCGGAUCUACGGGGUCUUUUUCAGUGGAACGCGAAGCAACUGUUUGUGUUUGUGGUUGCGGAGUAUGAGAGUCCACAGCACCCGACAAACCAAGUGGUUGUAUUUGACAGAAUUAUAACAAACGAAAGCGAAGCAGUUCUGGAUUUAGCUAAUGUCCCUGCGAAGUAUCAUCUGCGAGACAAAGGCAAGGGAUUGAGGGGCAGAGAAAUAACACUGAAACUGCAAGUUGUAUACCACCCCAUAGUUGGUCGUAUAUACACCCAAACCGUUGCAUCCUCCACUUUCCGCAUGCCAGCGCAAUACGAUCGUAUCUCACAACAAAAACAGCAAGAGCAGCAGCGGCAGCAGGCAAGGGAGGCUGCAGAAGCAGCAGCAGCAAGGCCAGAAGAUCUCCAAUAG
This is a messenger RNA of Eimeria acervulina, 648 nucleotides long. RefSeq names its product signal peptidase subunit, putative. The transcript has 4 exons. Gene Ontology annotation, biological process: protein targeting to ER. NCBI's taxonomy places the organism in Eukaryota, Apicomplexa, Conoidasida, Eucoccidiorida, Eimeriidae. Gene Ontology annotation, cellular component: signal peptidase complex; membrane. The record is from RefSeq and is a predicted model, not a curated record. Bases 1 to 648 code for a protein of 215 amino acids.